UAAUCAUUCUUCAGUUCUAUUUCUCGAUGCUUUGUUCCUUACGAUACCCAAACAUGCCCGGAAUAUUCAAGAAGAUGUUCAUCAAAUUUUUGUACCCAAUCGCCCUUAUUAUCGGAAAGUACCCAUGGCAUAUUUAUGUUGUUUUUGUGCUCUCGUUUUCGCUUUGGAGUCGAAAUAUAGAACAGAUCGCUUUGGGAUGCUUUGUUGGCGCCGUAUUCCCAGGAAGCUGGACUAUAAUAACGAUGCAAGAGGAUCAAGACAACAAAAGGGCUGCUGCACUCAAAAAGGUUGAACAGCAGUUCAUUGAAUUCAACACAUAUAUAGACAAUCAGCGCGCCUCCUGUCAAGUGGACACCAGGGAAUCGGAUGCAUAUCAGCUUUGCUCGUUGACAGUGACUCAGCAAUGCCUAGUGUCGAAACAAAUAGCAGAAGCUCUGUACUCUGCCGAACGGGCCUUGGCUGCACGCGUCUCCCCUCGUUGGACUGAUCUCGAUAGAAUCACAACUGGUCUGGGCACCCAGGAAAGAAGAGUACAAGCAAUCGUAGAGAACUACUUAGCAUUUAGGAGCACGCUGCCAUUCACAGCACCGCAUGAUCAAUUGGACGCCGCCCAGCAGUGGGUGGCUCAGGUCAACGCGGCGUAUCCUCCAAUUGCCGCAGACCCAGUUGAUGAAUCUUUCUUGUGAUUGAUUUGGGACGAGAUGAACGGUAGAAUAAGCAGUUAGAAUACUAGCAGAACGACACGCAAUAGAAAUAUGUAACA
Messenger RNA from Desarmillaria tabescens, 763 nucleotides. RefSeq lists its product as uncharacterized. The record is from RefSeq and is a predicted model, not a curated record. NCBI's taxonomy places the organism in Eukaryota, Fungi, Basidiomycota, Agaricomycetes, Agaricales, Physalacriaceae. The transcript is spliced from 4 exons. The coding region runs from base 27 to 686 and encodes 219 amino acids.